Hymenoscyphus albidus is the source of this 2917-nucleotide messenger RNA. NCBI's taxonomy places the organism in Eukaryota, Fungi, Ascomycota, Leotiomycetes, Helotiales, Helotiaceae. The record is from the annotation of a GenBank genome assembly.
UGCGAGUCAACCUAGCUGCUGCAGCAAGCGAAUUGUUAACACCAUUUCGGACUUGACGAGCGAGGUUGAUCAAGGCAACAAGGCAAACAACUUCAACCUCCUCUUUUCCCGGUGGAAUUGCAUCUUGAUGAUACUGAAUCUUGAUUGAUCUUCAGCUGGUCAAAUUCUCCAGGCUGGCCCAGCGAGGGCCCCUCAACACAAAGAAUGAGCUCCCGUAAGUCUUCCAUCUGAAUGCCCAUGUUCCCGUUCCCUGCUGAUCAUCUCCAGUCAAGCAAUUCAUUCGCAAUGUGCGAGCUUCCAAAACUAUCGCCGACGAACGAGCCGUGGUACAAAAGGAAAGCGCGGCUAUUCGAGCUAGUUUUAAACAGGAGAGCGGGGAUCACAAUGUGAGGUAGGGAAUUGCUGGCACAUGGAUGGUUGGGGCACCAGUUGACAAUAAGAUCCAGACGGAACAAUGUGGCCAAACUACUCUACCUCUUUACGCUGGGAGAGCGCACCCAUUUCGGUCAAAUCGAAUGUCUCAAAUUACUUGCAUCCCCCCGUUUCGCAGAUAAACGAUUGGGUUAUUUGGGUACCAUGUUACUGCUGGACGAAUUACAGGAGGUCUUGACUUUGGUCACAAAUUCGCUGAAGAAGUAAGGAAAUUGCGGUUGGCAUACGGUCAUAUUUACUCACAUACCACCAGUGAUCUGAACCAUUCAAAUCAAUAUAUUGUCGGUCUAGCUCUAUGUACACUCGGAAAUAUAGCCUCCGUGGAAAUGUCGAGAGAUUUAUUCCCGGAAAUCGAAACCCUCCUAUCCACCGCAAAUCCAUACAUCAGACGAAAAGCUGCAUUAUGCGCUAUGCGAAUAUGUAGAAAGGUACCCGACUUACAAGAGCAUUUCCUCGAAAAAGCGGCUGCACUGUUGUCCGACCGCAACCACGGUGUAUUGCUCUGUGGUCUGACUUUGGUUGUGAAUCUUUGUGAGGCUGAUGAGCUAGAAGGGGGGGCAGAAGGAAUCGUCGAGAAGUUUAGACCUUUUGCCGGAAGUCUGGUACGCACACUCAAGGCCUUGGCUAGCUCUGGUUACGCCCCUGAACAUGAUGUUACUGGCAUUACCGAUCCUUUCCUUCAGUGCAAAAUCCUACAACUGCUGAGAGUGCUUGGACGUGGUGAUCAUCAAACGAGUGAACAAAUCAACGAUAUCCUGGCUCAGGUCGCAACCAAUACGGAAUCAUCGAAGAAUGUCGGAAACUCAAUUCUUUAUGAAGCUGUUUUGACAAUCCUCGAUAUUGAAGUGGACUCGGGACUGAGAGUGCUUGGCGUUAAUAUUCUUGGCAAGUUCCUUUCCAACAGAGACAACAACAUUCGAUAUGUUGCCCUUAAUACACUCAUCAAGGUGGUUGCCGUCGAGCCAAAUGCAGUUCAACGACACCGAAACACAAUUCUCGAAUGUCUUCGUGAUCCUGAUAUCAGUAUCAGAAGACGUGCUUUGGAUCUUAGUUUCACCCUCAUCAACGAAAGCAAUGUGAGAUUAUUGAUUAGAGAGCUUCUCGCAUUUUUGGAAGUUGCCGACAAUGAGUUCAAGCCAAUUAUGACGAGUCAGAUUGGUAUUGCUGCUGACCGAUUUUCACCUAACAAGCGAUGGCAUAUUGAUACGAUGCUGAGGGUCCUGUCACUUGCCGGUAAUUACGUCAAGGAACAAAUCUUAUCUUCAUUCAUUAGACUCAUCGCAACAACCCCGGAACUUCAAAUUUACGCCGUCCAGAAGUUAUAUGUCAGCUUAAAGAAAGACAUUACCCAAGAAAGUCUCACUCUUGCUGGUGCAUGGUGCAUUGGAGAAUAUGGUGAUGUACUGCUUCGAGGCGGACAGUACGAAGAGGAAGAAUUGGUACAAGAAGUGAAGCAGAGUGAGGUUGUUGAUCUCUUUUCUUCGAUAUUGAACAGCAGUUACGCCACACAAAUCGCCACCGAAUACAUCAUCACUUCAUUGAUGAAACUCACUACCAGAUUCUCAGAACCAGCACAAGUCGAUAGAAUUCGAAGGAUAUUGCAAUCACACUCUGCCAGUCUUGAUAUAGAAGUUCAACAACGAGCAGUCGAGUAUGGAAAUUUGUUUGGCCAUGAUGCGAUUCGGAGGGGUGUUUUGGAAAAGAUGCCUCCACCACAAAUCAAAGAGGAGUCAAGAGUUUUGGGUGAAGCACAAAAGAAGGCACCCAAGGCAUCGAACAGAAAAUCAAAGUCUGCCAAACCAGUGGAAGAAGAUUUGUUGUUCGACCUGAUGGGCGAUGGCACUCCACCAACUGCAGAUCUUGGUGGUGCCGCAUCCUCAAACAACGCAGACCUUCUCGCAGACAUUCUUGGGGACGCAACAGCCCCAUCAUCAAAUUCUCAACCACAACAAUCCAACGUGAGUUCGAUUAUGGAUCUCUUCGGCAGUGGCCCUCCUGCACAAUCUCAGCCCGCGCCAGCAGCUGCUUCCAGUGACCUCUUCUCCGGCAUGUCAUCGCCACCUCCUCAACCAGUCGCAGCCGCUCCUCCAUCUAUUCCCGCUCAUCCUUGCUACGAUAAAAAUGAUCUCAACAUCACGCUACAGCUUCAGCGAAAUGCAGAGGGUAUGGUCCAAGUCAUGGCUAGUUUCAGAAAUACUUCCAUGCAUCAAGCUAUAUCGGCUGUGGAUCUUAAAGCUGCGGUUCCCAAGACGCAGAAGUUGCAGUUGAAUGCUAUGUCUACUACCGAACUCGGUCCGGGUGGGGAGGCGACGCAGACUAUGAGGAUUGCUGGGACUAAGGGGGUAAGUUCUAAUAUCCCACUUGCGCUGUAGAAAUGAUACUAACGUGAUAACAGCCUCCUUUGAGACUCCGGUUAAAGAUUUUGUUUGUACAUCCUGAGGCGGGACAGGUGACGGAUCAGGUGGAUUGGUCGGAACCUAGGUAG